GCCCACAUUAAAUUUACAGUUUCUACCACUUUUAACAAGAUUGCAAUUUAGCUAAAGUCUAAACCACCUGCGAAUUCUCUUCUCCACUCCGGUAAAGCCCUACAGGCGUCCUCUCCUUUCUCCCCCAACUCACUAGGUAAUUAAUCAAGGAAAGAUGGGGAUCAUAGAAAAGAUUAAGGAAAUUGAAUUCGAGAUGGCUCGGACUCAGAAAAAUAAAGCCACAGAAUAUCAUUUGGGUCAGCUCAAGGCUAAGAUAGCAAAGCUGAGGACACAACUGUUGGAGCCUCCGAAAGGAGCUAGUGGAGGUGGUGAGGGAUUCGAAGUUUCAAAAUACGGUCAUGGCCGUGUUGCACUGAUAGGUUUUCCCAGUGUUGGUAAAUCCACACUUUUGACUAUGUUGACGGGAACACAUUCAGAAGCUGCAUCAUAUGAGUUCACCACGCUUACCUGUAUCCCUGGUAUUAUUCACUAUAACGACACAAAAAUUCAGCUGCUUGAUCUUCCUGGAAUUAUCGAAGGUGCAUCUGAAGGAAAGGGUCGUGGUAGGCAGGUUAUUGCGGUCGCUAAAUCAUCAGAUCUUGUAUUGAUGGUUCUGGAUGCCUCUAAAAGUGAAGGGCAUCGGCAAAUCCUAACAAAGGAAUUGGAAGCAGUUGGCCUGCGUUUAAACAAAACUCCACCGCAAAUCUACUUCAAAAAGAAGAAGACUGGAGGAAUUUCUUUCAAUAGUACAUUACCCUUGACUCAUGUGGAUGAGAAGCUCUGCUAUCAAAUAUUACAUGAGUACAAGAUUCACAAUGCCGAGGUUUUGUUUCGUGAAGAUGCAACUGUGGAUGAUUUGAUAGAUGUCAUUGAGGGCAACCGCAAGUACAUAAAGUGUGUAUAUGUCUACAACAAAAUAGAUGUCAUUGGUAUUGAUGACGUGGACAGAUUAGCUCGACAACCCAAUUCAAUUGUCAUUAGUUGCAAUCUGAAGCUCAAUCUAGAUAGACUGCUUGCAAGAAUGUGGGAAGAGAUGGGUCUUGUUAGAAUAUAUACAAAGCCUCAAGGCCAGCAACCAGAUUUUACAGACCCGUGUGUCCUUUCUGCUGGUAGAGGUGGCUGCACUGUUGAAGAUUUUUGCAACUACCUUCAUCGGAGCCUGGUAAAGGAAGUGAAGUAUGUGUUGGUGUGGGGAACAAGUGCAAGACACUACCCUCAGCAUUGUGGCCUUAGUCAUGUUCUUAAUGAUGAAGAUGUGGUACAAGUGGUUAAGAAAAAGGAGAAAGAAGAUGGAGGUAGAGGGCGAUUUAAAUCACACACAACAGGUCCUGCUCGCAUUUCUGACCGAGAAAAAAAGGCUCCUUUGAAGACAUGAAGUGGUGGUACCGGUGAGUAACCUCUACAAAUCCCUUCUACCUAUGUUCGGAGGCAGAUGAUUGUAUACAUAUUGGAGGGAAUCCCAAAUACUUUCUUGCAAUGCCCUGGUGAAGCUGAAUCUAGAUUGCGAUUUUCUCCCCCUGCGAUUCAAAAUAGCCAUUCGUCAUCGCUCAGACUUUGACAAUUGUGAUUUUUGUGUUGAUGUCUGCUAAUGUACAAGACCUAAGGCGACAAUAUGUUGUACGAGUUUAUCUUUAUAUUUAAGUUAUGUUGUUUCGUUCCAGUGUUAUAGAUACACAUUGAGCUGCAUACUUGGAUGAUUUUUAGUAUUAUAUCAAAAGCUAUGCCGGAGUGAUUCAUCU
Salvia splendens (bonfire salvia) is the source of this 1718-nucleotide messenger RNA. RefSeq names its product developmentally-regulated G-protein 1. Bases 155 to 1354 code for a protein of 399 amino acids. The record is from RefSeq and is a predicted model, not a curated record. Lineage: Eukaryota; Viridiplantae; Streptophyta; Magnoliopsida; Lamiales; Lamiaceae. Gene Ontology annotation, molecular function: GTP binding; GTPase activity. The transcript is spliced from 12 exons.